AUGUCUUCCCAGGGUUUGAGCUUCGAGGUCUUCGGCCCCGACGUCCGACAAGACACGGCCAUUGGCGCCGAGAUCAAGCUCCCUAGCGACAUGCCCAUUCUGGACCUGGAGCGUCUGACCGCCCAGGACAAGGACGUGCUCCGUCAGGCCCUCUUUGAGAACCAGGUCAUUGUCAUUCGCGGACAAAAGGGCGUCGACCCAACGGUGCUGCCCGAGCUCGCCAAGAUCUUUGACGAUUCCGCCAUUGGCAUCCACUCGGCCGGAGAAAAGGCCGUCAGCGACCCGAGAAACAUUCUCUCGGCCUACAAGGCCGGUCGUAUCCCCAAGGCGCCGCAGGUUGGUAUCAUUGGAUCCGGCAAGUUUCAGAACUACGAGGGCAUUCCGGAAUUGGAGGUCAUCCACCUGGACCACACCUUGUUCCACGAGACUCCUCUGGAAAAGGAGGAGCUAGACAGCGGUUUCACAAGACCCUACCGGUGGCACAUGGACACACCCUUCUAUGAGAGAUUGCCCGGCGAGGUGACAGUCUUGCACUCGAUCCAGAUCCCCAAGAUCCCGGACCAGAAGAUCAAGUUUCCAGACGGAGAGAAGGAGAUUGGCGCUGGCGCCACGGCCUUCUUCUCAGGUGCCCGUGCUUUCGAUCUCUUGACGCCCGAAGAGCAAGAAUUCGCUCUCAACACAACAGUAACAUACGCCCCGCAAGCCUAUGAGUACAUCAGACAGUGCAAGUCGUCCGAGGACGGCCUGACUAUCCCUACUCUUGGCCGCGAGGUCCCUGUUGACCAAGUCUCGGAGUGGCAGUGGGACAAAGUGGCAGAGCACCCUAUGGUCUGGAAGAACCCCCUCAACCCCUCCCGACCCUUCCUACAGGUUCACGGCUGCUGCGUAUACAAACUCACGACGCGCAACCCGCAGACAGGCGAGGAGACCGUCAUUGACGACGUGGAGGAGGUUCGCAAGAUUGUCUACAACAUGCAAAAGAAGAUCUACGCGGCCAAGCACAUUUACGCACACCGCUGGAUUGAGGGCGACCUCGUCAUCUUCCACAACCGCGGCGUCAUGCACAGCAUCACCGGCCAGCUCGAGCAGCACGAUGCCAAGGACAAGCAGCGCCUGCUCUGGCAAUGCACCAUGACUAGUGGAGAGCCGCCCAAGCCUUUCCGUGACUAUCCCGGCGUAAACGCGACAGGUUUCGUGCGGGCGCAAGCUUGA
Pestalotiopsis fici W106-1 is the source of this 1212-nucleotide messenger RNA. RefSeq lists its product as uncharacterized. Bases 1 to 1212 code for a protein of 403 amino acids. Gene Ontology annotation, molecular function: oxidoreductase activity. The transcript has 4 exons. NCBI's taxonomy places the organism in Eukaryota, Fungi, Ascomycota, Sordariomycetes, Amphisphaeriales, Sporocadaceae. The record is from RefSeq and is a predicted model, not a curated record.